Molecule: messenger RNA, 7421 nt
Organism: Osmerus eperlanus (European smelt)
Lineage: Eukaryota; Metazoa; Chordata; Actinopteri; Osmeriformes; Osmeridae
Product: membrane-associated guanylate kinase, WW and PDZ domain-containing protein 1-like
Exons: 23
Coding region: 420-5279 (1619 amino acids)
Biological process (GO): signal transduction
Cellular component (GO): cell-cell junction; cytoplasm
Molecular function (GO): protein binding
Source: RefSeq, a predicted model, not a curated record
UGCUUAAAGGCGUCGCAGACUCUGUGAACCUCUUCAGCCUACUUCACGCCGGACAGGUAAAGGAAGAAUAAUAAAAAGUUUGAUGGAUAUAAUGCAUAAUACAUAUGCCCUGCAGUUUGAGAACAACGGGAAGAUAUUGGAUUAAGAUCGUUUCCAGGGGGAACAGAGAGCGUGCAUGAUAUUAAAGAAGAUGAGGAGAAAACAACAACAACAACAUCUGAGACUUCCCAACGGGAUGUUUGCAGUUUCGACAAAUGAACACUAUGCCUUGGUUUAAUAACAACUAAAAUGGUCCGAUCUGACUUUACAUUUGUGCGACCUAAAGUUUGCUCUAUUAUGGGAGAAACAGUGUGUUAUGCUUCACCUGGUUUUUGAAUCAUCCGGUGGGACUAACAUUUUUCGGUUGGAUCCUAAUAACCAUGUCAAAAGUAAUUCAGAAGAAAAACCACUGGAUCACCAAAGUUCAUGAGUUCGCGGUGAGCCGGGACGCUUGUGAGCAGCUGAAUUUGGAGCUGUUUGGUGGAGCAGAAAACGGAGAGUUUCCGUACAUCGGAAAAGUCAAAGAGGAUGUGGUGGUUUAUAAAAACGGCCAGUUGUCCGAGGGAGAAUUAUUGCUGGAAGUUGAGGGUCUGCCAGUGUCUGGGUUGCCCCUGUAUGACAUAAUGACUGUGAUAAGGAGUUGCAAGGGUCCCAUAAGGUUGAAAUCUGUCAGACAAGGUCACAAGCUAAACAAAGACCUGAAGCAUUACCUGAGCCUGAGGUUCCAGAAGUCCUCUCCAGACCAUGAGCUUCAGCAGACCAUCCGGGCCAACCUGUACCGCCAUGCUGUGCCUUGUACGACACGCCCCCCUCGAGACGGAGAGGUCCCUGGGGUGGACUACAACUUCCUGUCUGUGGACGACUUCCUGGAUCUGGAGCAGAGGGGCACACUACUGGAGAUAGGAACAUAUGAAGGUAACUAUUAUGGGACCCCCAAGCCGCCAAGGCAGCCCGUCAUUGGGACAGUGAUUCUCAGUGAUGCUGGCUCCCAGCAAUCCACCCCCAAGCGCACCAAGUCCUACAAUGACAUGCAAAACGCCAGAGUAGUGCCUGCUGACGACCAGGAUGACGACCAGGCCACGGAAAUGAACAACAGUUUUACAGGAUCCUUAGUGCGUAGUUUUUUCCCCUCUCCCUUGUUGUGCACAGGUAACCCUAGUGACCAGGACGAGAGCCGCGGCGGCAUCCUCCGGCCGUACCCCGCGCGCGAGAACGCUCCGUCCUACGGUCUGAACAACGCGGCUGCCUCCACCUCAGACAGCGGUCAGCAGACACAUGCUCAGCCCCAGGCCUCCCCAGAGGACCCCCUGGGCCCCCUGCCAGACAACUGGGAGAUGGCCUACACUGAGAAUGGAGAAGUCUACUUCAUAGACCACAACACUAAGACCACAUCGUGGAUGGAUCCUCGCUGCUUGGACAAGUCCUCCAAACCUCUGGAAGAGUGUGAGGAUGAUGAAGAAGGGGUACACACUGAAGAGCUGGACACCGAGCUAGAGCUGCCUCCAGGAUGGGAGAAGAUAGAUGACCCAGUAUAUGGGGUCUACUAUGUUGAUCACAUCAACAGGAAGACCCAGUACGAGAACCCCGUGGUGGAGGCCAAGCGCAGGAAGCAGCUGGAGCACCAGCAGCAGCAGCCGCAGCCUCCUGAAGGUGAGCGGUACAUUCGAGAGUGGAUAGAGGAGCACUCCUCUGCUGGUGGACCCUUGGCCAACUACGCAACCAAUCACCUGGAGACCUACCGCGACCCCCAGGUCCCACCCCCUCUGCCCCCUGGUCCUGGAGGGCCCAAACGAGGGAAGCCGUUCUUCACGAGGAACCCAGCGGAGCUGAAGGGGACCUUCAUCAACACCAAGCUGAAGAAGAGCCGCCGCGGGUUCGGUUUCACCGUCGUCGGGGGCGACGAGCCAGAUGAGUUCCUGCAGAUCAAGAGCCUGGUCUUGGAUGGGCCUGCUGCCGUGGAUGGCAAGAUGGAGACAGGUGAUGUCAUUGUGAGUGUGAACGACACCAUCGUGCUCGGCUACACCCACGCGCAGGUGGUGAAGAUCUUCCAGUCCAUCCCCAUCGGCUCCAUGGUGGACCUGGCCCUGUGCCGCGGCUACCCCCUGCCCUUUGACCCUGACGACCCCAACACUAGCCUGGUCACCUCCGUGGCCAUCGUGGACAAGGAGCCCAUCAUCGUCAACGGCCAGGAGAGCUACGACUCGCCCUCCAGCCACGGCAGCCAGAGCGGCGGCCCCAUCAACGGCAUGAGGGAGCCCCGCCCCCACAGCCCCUCAGCCGAGGUGGCCUCCAACGGCUCGCACGGCUACAGCAGCGACGUGGUGACCCUGGCCUCUUCCAUCGCCACCCAGCCAGAGCUCAUCACCGUCCACAUGGAGAAGGGAGACAAGGGCUUCGGCUUCACCAUAGCCGACAGCCUGACAGGCGGGGGGCAGAGGGUGAAGCAGAUAGUGGACUACCCCCGCUGCCGAGGCCUGAAGGAGGGGGACAUUCUGAUGGAGGUCAACAAGAGGAAUGUCCAGAACAUGAGCCACAACCAGGUGGUGGACCUGCUUAGCAAGUGUCCCCGAGGCAGCGAGGUCACCAUGCUGGUGCAGAGAGGAGUGGUGCCGGCCAAGAGGAGUCCUAAGCUGGUGCAGCAGCUGGAGAGGAAGGACAGCCAGAACAGUUCCCAGCACAGUGUGUGCAGCCAUCGCAGCACCCACACCGACUCCCCCAGCCACCCUCCCUCCACCAUGCCCAGCGAGGCGGGGGGACCCACUCCGGCUGCUCCUACCCAGCCCCUGCCGGGCCUGCCCCCCCAGGACCCCGCAGACGGCACCCUCACCCUUCAGAAGAAACCAGACCCCUUCAAGAUCUGGGCCCAGUCUAGGAGCAUGUACGAAAGCAGAUUGCCAGACUGCCAGGAGCAGGACAUCUUCCUGUGGCGGAAGGAUACAGGUUUUGGAUUCCGCAUCUUGGGAGGAAAUGAGCCCGGGGAGCCGAUCUACAUCGGGCACAUAGUGAAGUAUGGCGCUGCGGACGAGGAUGGCCGCCUGCGCUCGGGGGACGAGCUCAUCUGUGUGGACGGCACGGCCGUGGUGGGCAAGUCUCACCAGCUGGUGGUGCAGCUGAUGCAGCAGGCCGCCAAGCAGGGCCACGUCAACCUCACCGUCCGACGCAAAGGCUCCGGAUUUGGAGGGUCUAAAGGGGAGGGUGAGGUGCCGCCGUCCCCGGCCUCCUCCCACCACAGCAGCACCCAGGCCCCCUCCCUGACAGAAGGCAAGCGGACCCCCCAGGGCAGCCAGAACUCCCUCAACACCGUGAGCUCCGGCAGCGGCUCCACCAGCGGCAUCGGCAGCGGGGGAGGCGGCGGCAGUGGCAGCGCCGUGGUGCCCGCGGCCCUGCAGCCGUACGAUGUGGAGAUCCAGCGCGGCGAGAACGAGGGCUUCGGCUUCGUCAUCGUGUCCUCUGUCUCCAGGCCUGACGCUGGCACAACGUUCGCUGGAAAUGCAUGUGUGGCCAUGCCCCACAAAAUAGGGCGCAUCAUCGAGGGGAGCCCGGCGGACCGCUGUGGGAAGCUGAAGGUGGGAGACCGCAUCCUGGCUGUCAACGGCUGCUCCAUCACCAACAAGUCCCACUCGGACAUCGUCAACCUGAUCAAGGAGGCCGGGAACACCGUCUCUCUGAGGAUCAUCCCCGGUGACGAGUCUUCCAAUGCCUCUCUGCUGACCAAUGCUGAGAAGAUUGCCACCAUCACUACAACGCACACUCCACAAACUGCCACUGAAUCUCGGAACAACUCCAAGUCGAAACAGGCUCCUCCACCUCCACCCACACAAGCUCAGCCUUCACAGGAUGCAUUCUACUCUGUGGAUCUGGAGCGGGACAGUAAAGGUUUUGGCUUCAGUCUGAGAGGAGGACGGGAGUACAGCAUGGACCUGUACGUGUUGAGGCUGGCCGAGGACGGGGCAGCUGUCAGGAACGGCAAGAUGAGGGUCGGAGACGAGAUCCUGGAGAUCAACGGUGAGAGCACAAAGAAUAUGAAGCAUGCACGUGCCAUUGAGCUCAUCAAGAAAGGGGGCAGACGGGCACGCCUGGUCCUGAAGAGGGGUGAUGGAUCUGUACCUGAAUAUGACGGCAGCAAUGACGGGCACUCUCCCACACCCGGGGCACAAAACACUGCGGAAGUGAGAACUCUGCCACCAAACAGCCGAUAUCACACCUCAUCGGAGUUCAGUUAUCCACCAGACCUUCACAAACCAUCACGCCAGGAGGAAUCUGCGCGGGGCAGAGACAGGGAUGGGGCUGGGACAGCCAGGAUGGACCAGCAGAGCCGGCACUUUACCCCCCACCACCAUCACACCUGGAACAACAACCACAGCCACAGCCACACCACCCCCAGGCAGCACUCCCCAGACAACAGCCCCAGCAACAGCGGUGGGAGCAAGAAGACCCGUGGACGCAAAGUCAAGAAGUCUGAGUCUGAGAGCGGCAUCUCCAAGCUCCUCAAGACUUUGAGGAAGGACAGCUCUGGGAAGAAGGCUGCAGCCGCAGCCGAGAAGGAGAGGGAGAGGGGCCGAGAGCUCUCCGCCAGCUCUACUCUGGACCACAGGUUUGGUCGACCACGUCGCGGUUCUCUCGACCGCUCCCCCACCCGCAAGCGCAACUCCUCCCCAGACCGCCGGCGUGCCAAGUCCAUGGACCGCAGGGCAGAACGAGCGCAGCGUGACCGCACGCCCGAGAGGGAUUGCGACGAUGGCGGUUUCCUCAGUCACGCCGCCACGCCAGAGCGACCAUACCAUGAGCGCAGACUCCUCAGAGAGCCUCCAACGCCGGGCCGAGUCUUCAGGGAGGCCGCCACACCAGAGCGCCCCAACAACGGUGACGCCCUGUCCCUCUCCAGGGGUCGCACGCCCGAAAGAAGCCUGAAGAACGGCAACCUCCUGAGAGACUCUUCUUCCGAGAGGGAGAGCAGGGACGGGAGGUAUGGGGUGAAUGGGACGCCAGAGAGACAAUACAGGAUGGAGAGGGACUCAUCCCCUGACAGCAGCUACAGCAGGGAGGAUGUGAACUACGCAGCAGCGCCCAGACUUAAGGACUACUACAGCAUGAUGAAGAACAACGCAGGCCAGAACAACGCAGGCCAGAACAACGCAGCCUACAACAACGCAGCACACAACAAUGCAGUAGGCCCAAACCAACUGCCGGAGCCCAAGAGAAGGCUGUACAAAGAGAGCCCCAAGGACCUCAGCAUCUGAAACAGAGCGGAGGCUGAACUGUGCUGAGCCCCCCUCUCCACUCAGUCCUCCAUCUCUGGAGACUAUUAUGUACCAUACACUGGACUUGGACUUCUGAGGAGCUACCGAACUCAUGUGAUUUAGUUUGAUCGAUUGGUUGAUUGAUUGAUUGAUGAUUUGACUUCUUGUGAUCCCAGCCAGAGAUUCAUACAACAGCAGCAGUACAAUCUUUGUUUCUGUUCAUACUUUUUGUAUUUUUGUUUGUGUUCUAUAGUUAAUUUGAGCAUAACAGAGGUUGUCGUACUCUAGUGAAAGUAUGUGUACGUGCCUAUAUCAUAUCACAACUGAUGUUUUUGCUUUUUCUGUAGGCAACUCUGACUCCACAUAUUUGUUCCCUCAGAGGUUUGAGAAAUGCUUCCAACUGUGGUCACUGGUACUUCAUUUUUAGGCUUGUUUUAAACUUGUUUUAGAUGUUGUUUUCCACCCUUGACUUGCCCUCUAAGGCAGACGUAUAGCACAAAAUACAGGUAGCAGAAAGCUUAAGAAUGGCUGCAGUGUUUACAUACUGUACCUAGGUGAAUAUUGUCCUGGAAGAAGGCAAAACAAACAUUUUAAAGUAAAGAAAUAUAAUAUAUGACUUCAUCUUCUUUUGCAUGUGCUCUUUAUUUAUUUUGUAAUUGGCACAUACCAUAAGCAAGCUCUUUGCAAGCUUGGAAGGCCAACAAAUUCCACCACAUCCUCAAAUUUAAUUUCCUCAACUGCUGUUUCAGAAAACUGUAGUCUUACCUCCCCCUCUGGUCUAAGUUAAAACCUACUCAAUGUCUAGCAACAAAAUGCAGAGCAGAAGAUAAAUGACAGAAAAAUCCUUAAUGAGAAAAACAUUGUUGGGGGUAUUUCUCUCACAGAGUAAAGGAUCAUGAAAACACACAUGCCCACAAUGUUUCAGCUUUCUGUUCCUCUGCACGCCUAGCAAUGAGGCCCUGAGACUGGUAACUGGUAACCUGGUAACUGGUAACCUCCUCGAGUGUCUCAGAUAUAAGGGUUCAGACCUGCCUGCAUGUGGGAGGAAUGAUACAAUGUCAGAUUGGAGCAGCUGAAUGGGCCUCACAGAGGAGAAUACCUGGAACAUGUGUCAGUGCUAACGAAGGUCAAACACCUGUCUGGAGACUGUGAUGUUCCAAUUGAACACCUAAUUAUAGCAACAUGCUCUCAUAAAUUGUUAUCUCUCUUUGUCCAAAUUUGGGCGGCACUUCCUGGGUCCCAAAAGAACGAGGUGAUGUGAUUGUGUAAGGAGGAAUCUUGGUGUUGGUAACAGAUGGAAUGUUCUGGUACAGAGGUCAACCGAUCUGCCAUCCUGAGCCAUGCUGUCAUGCCACUGGAGUCUGACUGCUGCUUUACAAUGUGUUUUUGUGUGUAUCUGUUUUAUGUUUCACUAAACUAAAAAGAUAUUGGAUGAUCCACAACAAAUGCAUUGUUUCAUCACUGUUGUCACCAUGGUACUGUAAAGAAAAAACUGAGAAUUAAAAAAAAGUGAAAAAAUAUGAAGUUAACCUGCCGGCCAUCACUUGUACAGAAUUUUACUAUGUAACUAAUAGGAACCUGUCAAGGAAUAAAAUGUUGCCUUUUUCUUGUACAAAAGAGAAAUUUAUGAGAAACCUCAGCAGUGAGGAAUGUGAUAUUGUGUUUAUAUUUCUGAAAUGGACCUGAUGAUUCAUGGGAAAUAUGUUAAUGUACUCUGAAUCAGGUAUGUAAAGAGGUUCCAAAAUGAAGGACUGUAUUUGGUCAAUCAGAAGCUGUUUGUUGGUUUGAAUAUCUCUCUUGAUGGUUAGCCUGCCUUUGUAUUAUAAAGCACUUGUAUGCAGUCUGUGUUCUUUAAGCAUUAUUUCUUGCAAUGUGCUCCAGACAUAAUGCUGUCUCUGUGUUGAUAAAAGCAGUACAUGUAUAUGGGCCAAUCUUUUUAUAAAACUAUGCAUAUAUAAAUACUACAUUGUUCAUAGCUUUAUUUGACCCAUGAAGCUAUACAUAACAUUAGUCUAAGUACAAGUAGAUGUGGACUUAUCCAGUAAAGCUUCUUUCCUUGAGAUGGAUCACAAUGUAUAUGUAGCUAUCAAAAGAAGUCUGUGAAUGCUAUUUUUAUUAUCAAAUAAAGUUUUCCAUACAAAU